Molecule: messenger RNA, 711 nt
Organism: Bipolaris zeicola 26-R-13
Lineage: Eukaryota; Fungi; Ascomycota; Dothideomycetes; Pleosporales; Pleosporaceae
Exons: 3
Coding region: 1-711 (236 amino acids)
Biological process (GO): riboflavin biosynthetic process
Molecular function (GO): riboflavin synthase activity
Source: RefSeq, a predicted model, not a curated record
AUGUUCACUGGACUUGUCGAAACGAUUGGCACUGUUGCCGCCCUUGAGAAGCUCGACCAGACAGCGUCGGGAGGCGGCGGCACAUCUCUGACCAUUACGGGAUGUGAGGAUAUCCUAGGUGAUGCCCAUUUGGGUGACAGCAUCAGCGUCAACGGCACAUGUCUUACCGUUACCGAAUUCACCAAAUCCUCGUUCAAGAUUGGAUGCGCACCCGAGACACUCCGGCGAACAAACCUGGGUUCGCUCAAGGAAGGCUCCAAGGUCAACCUCGAGCGCGCCGUCUCGGCAAAUACACGCAUGGGCGGUCACUUUGUGCAGGGCCAUGUCGAUACUAUUGCUACUAUCGAGUCGAUAACUCCAGACGGCAAUGCCCUUACUUUCCGCUUCAAACCUCGCGACACGGCGGUGCUACGAUACAUUGUGGAGAAGGGCUAUGUUACGAUAGACGGCGCAAGCUUGACAGUGACCAAGGUCCAGGACGGCCCUGAUGGGUGGUGGGAGGUGAUGCUUAUUGCCUAUACACAGGAAAAGGUAGUGACGGCGAGCAAGAAGGCUGGCGACGACGUCAAUGUCGAAGUAGACCAAGUAGGCAAAUAUGUAGAGAAGAGCGUGGCUGGGUAUUUUGAAGGGUCGACCAAUGGCGAGUUUGCCAUCCUCGAGAAGAUGGUAUCGAAGCUGGUGGACGAGCGGCUGAAAGCGCUGGGUCGAUAG